GCGGUGGCAAUGUCUGGCCGCGGAGUGUGGCGGCGGGCGCGGGAGCGGCUGAGGCGGUUCCCCGCGGCGCUGUCGGGUUGCGGGGCUGAGGCAACCGCGUACGGGCGCUGCGUGGCCUCGGCGGCGGCCGGCACGGCGGAGCUGCGGCGGGACGCGUGUUUGGAGGAGUUCUGGGCGUUGCGGGAUUGCUUCGCUCGGCAGGUGAAGGCGACGGUGAAAUGAGACGAGAUGGAGAUGCUUCGGGAUAAUAAAAGCUGUCGAAUUCGA
Molecule: messenger RNA, 267 nt
Organism: Colius striatus (speckled mousebird)
Lineage: Eukaryota; Metazoa; Chordata; Aves; Coliiformes; Coliidae
Gene: NDUFAF8
Product: NADH:ubiquinone oxidoreductase complex assembly factor 8
Exons: 3
Coding region: 10-222 (70 amino acids)
Biological process (GO): mitochondrial respiratory chain complex I assembly
Cellular component (GO): mitochondrion
Source: RefSeq, a predicted model, not a curated record